Cynoglossus semilaevis (tongue sole) is the source of this 2120-nucleotide messenger RNA. RefSeq names its product aminolevulinate, delta-, synthase 2 (gene alas2). Gene Ontology annotation, molecular function: pyridoxal phosphate binding; 5-aminolevulinate synthase activity. Gene Ontology annotation, cellular component: mitochondrial matrix; mitochondrion. The record is from RefSeq and is a predicted model, not a curated record. Gene Ontology annotation, biological process: erythrocyte development; hemoglobin biosynthetic process; heme biosynthetic process. Bases 16 to 1860 code for a protein of 614 amino acids. The transcript is spliced from 10 exons. NCBI's taxonomy places the organism in Eukaryota, Metazoa, Chordata, Actinopteri, Pleuronectiformes, Cynoglossidae.
ACUUCACUGCACCAGAUGAGCUCAGGGGGAGUGAAAGGAGCAGCACUUCAGCAGCAUUUUGUGUGUAAGAACAGCUGCAGCAUCAUGGCUGCCUUCCUCCACCACUGCCCCUUCUUGAAGACGGCUCCCAAACCAGCUUUGAGGAGAACUGGAGCCGCCCUACUGUCCAUGGCCGAUCAGUGUCCCAUCAUCGCCCGUCAGAUCACGGUGGGCAGCUCAUCCUCUCUGGAGACCAAACUCGGUGUGUCACCCACCAAACUGAAGAGUCAGCGUCUGAACACAGUGGAUCAGAGGAUGAUGUAUGCUCAGACAGCCACCCAGGUGGCAGUGUUUGCAUCAAAGAGCUGCCCUUUUGUCACCUCUGAACUCGGUCUGGUCCAAGCCAGUCCUGAGGUUCAGGAGGAUGUUCAAAAAGGUCUGAUGACUUCUCUAUUUAAAGGUUUAAAAGUCUCAGGCCUCCCAACAUUACCUCAAUCAAAAACUGUCACCCACUUCCUUAAAGACAACAUGGUUGGGCCCAGCUACAAUUACGACAGCUUCUUUGUUGACAAGAUAGCUGAAAAAAAGAACGACCACACGUACCGAGUCUUCAAGACGGUCAACAGGAACGCUGAGGUUUUCCCUUUUGCUGAGAAUUUCUCCAUCACUGGAGAAGAGGGCUCCCAGGUGUCCGUCUGGUGCAGCAACGACUACCUGGGAAUGAGUCGACACCCACGAGUAAUUGGUGCUAUAAGAGAGGCUCUGGACAGACACGGUGCUGGAGCAGGUGGGACCAGGAACAUCUCAGGCACUAGUAACUACCAUGUGUCCCUGGAGAAGGAGCUGGCCCAGCUGCACCAGAAAGACGCAGCUCUGGUCUUCUCCUCCUGCUUUGUGGCGAACGACUCCACUCUCUUCACAUUGGCUAAAAUGUUGCCUGGAUGUGAGAUCUACUCAGACGCAGGAAACCACGCAUCCAUGAUUCAGGGCAUCAGGAACAGUGGAGCCAAACGCUUCAUCUUUCGCCACAAUGACAGUCGACACCUGGAGGAGCUGCUGCAGCGCUCGGACCCCUUGACGCCCAAAAUAGUGGCGUUUGAAACUGUGCACUCAAUGGAUGGUGCCAUAUGUCCACUUGAGGAGUUGUGUGAUGUGGCUCACCGUUAUGGAGCGCUGACAUUUGUGGAUGAAGUUCACGCUGUGGGCCUGUACGGUCUCCACGGAGCUGGAGUGGGAGAGAGGGACAACGUAAUGCACAAGAUUGACAUCGUGUCUGGGACCUUGGGAAAAGCGUUUGGCUGUGUAGGAGGCUACAUCGCCAGUAGCAACCCCCUAGUGGACACAGUGCGCUCCUACGCCGCAGGGUUCAUCUUCACCACUGCUCUCCCACCCAUGGUCCUGGCCGGAGCUCUGGAGUCUGUGCGGGUCCUAAAGAGCCCCGAGGGUCAGGCCCUCCGCAGGGCCCAUCAGAGGAACGUGAAACACAUGAGGCAACUGCUCAUGGACAACGGGCUGCCCGUGGUUAACUGCCCCAGCCACAUCAUCCCCAUACGGGUGGGCAAUGCUGAACUGAACACCAGGGUGUGUGACAUCAUGAUGGAGAGACACAACAUCUACGUGCAGGCCAUCAACUACCCCACUGUUCCUCGUGGUGAGGAGCUGCUGCGUCUGGCUCCUUCUCCUCAUCACAAUCCUGCCAUGAUGGAGUACUUUGUGGACGCGCUGGUCAAGGUUUGGCGAGAAGUCGGACUCCGACUCAACAGCCCUGCCACAGCUUCCUGCACCUUCUGCGAUCGCCCGCUGCAUUUUGACCUUAUGAGUGAAUGGGAGAAAUCCUACUUUGGAAACAUGGAACCACAAUACAUUACUGUGUCCGCGUAACACAGUACAUAUCAUUUCAUCUACACAGACAAAACAAAUAAAGAAUAUGUGUGGAUUUGGUGCAACAGAUGAUGAAUGUUAUUUUAAGAAACGCAUCCAUGUGUUUUCCCCUGUACUUGUGUUGACAAAACCAUGCUGAUAUUAUUGAAUAAACUUUCUGGCAACUCUACUUUAAAAACAAACCUGCACAUCAAGCACUUUCUUUAACCAUCUAAUUGGGUGAGUGUGAUUGUGUUUGAAUUAAAUCUUAUUAAACUUUA